Messenger RNA from Leptopilina heterotoma, 7021 nucleotides. RefSeq names its product rotatin (gene ana3). The record is from RefSeq and is a predicted model, not a curated record. NCBI's taxonomy places the organism in Eukaryota, Metazoa, Arthropoda, Insecta, Hymenoptera, Figitidae. The coding region runs from base 91 to 6546 and encodes 2151 amino acids. Gene Ontology annotation, cellular component: centrosome; centriole; ciliary basal body. The transcript is spliced from 29 exons. Gene Ontology annotation, biological process: centriole replication; ciliary basal body organization; centriole-centriole cohesion.
UUGUUUUGGCGGGUCGUCAACAUCAGUUAUAACAUAACCUCAAAAAUAAUUUGACAUGUUUACAAUCAGGAUCAGAAGAUAAUUUACAAAAUGACUAAUUAUAAUACAAUAACAGUUGUUCACGUUAAAAAAUUAAAUCAUACAAUAGAGGAAAUAAGACUGAGAGCUUUGGAUAAUAUUAUUUCCAAAUUUAAUCUCGGUUUUGGUUGUGAUUGCGAUGCUGUCAAAAAGGAAUUGCUCGUUAAACUUAUUAAUUGGUUUUCAUUUGAAAUUGUUCCCUGUCCGGAGAAAGUACUCGAUUUAUUGCUUAAAUUAAUAAAGACAAGCGGUUCGAGUUAUUUAAACGCUUUCGGAAAAUUACGAUUUCAAAAUGAACUUCAAACACUGAGAAAGAAAAUUGGUGGCAAAUGGCAGGAGAAAUUAAAUGAAAUCGAAGAAACAGUGGUGAAUUUAAAGGAAGAUACAUUGGAUUCAACUCUUAAUGUUACAAAGGCACCAAAUGGAGUAAAUAUUUAUCGAAAUGAAUGUAUAGAUAGCAACGAUUAUCAGUAUCGAAACGAUGGACCAAAAAUGCAAGAGCAAUUUAAUUCUAUUCUCCCCUCGACGUUAGAUAAUUCAGUGCCAUUUGAUUUGACUCUACAAUGCGGAAGUGGAACGAUUGUUUCGAAAAAAAUUGAAGGCGGUAUAAAGUGGUUGGUGAUGCCCUGGCAACCGUUGGUUCCUUCGGACAAAGGAGUUUUGUCCGCUGUUGAGGACACACUCGCAAACACUCUCGAGACAAAUCUUAUUUUACACACUUGUCAAUUUAUCACAAACGUUAUGCUACAAGAUUUUCCCGCCGAAGUUUUUCUUCAAAGACCGUCAAUAGUUUUGGUGCUGCAUGCUUUGCUCAACUCGAGCGAUAUCGACACUAAUGCUAAUUUAAAAGACGUGAUACUGGUGGUUUUAAAGGCCUUGCAUAAAUUAACGAGAUCCCUUAGAUUUAGAAUUUAUUAUUACUGCGAUCCCUGCGUUGCAAAUAGAAAGCAAAAGGAAUUAUCGAGAAACUUAGAGAGUAAUAAUUACGCUUCCUCCGAGGACAGAGACAGUCCGGAUGGAGGUUUAUUGGAAGCCAAUUAUCAAGUUUAUCAAUCAGCCGGAACGAGCGACAGAAGUCAGAGUGUAAUUGGAAAUGUUGACGAUUCAGUUUUGCAACUACAACAAAUGUUAAUCCCGACAUAUUGCGUGGAAUCGUUUAUGAGAGUAAUUUCACUAUUGAGUCUACCGGACGAUCCAAAACGACCAUUAAAAAUUAAUAAACAAAUAACUGAUUUAAGCUAUGAAUUAGUUCAACUAUUGACGUUGAGCGUAAUGCCAAAUAUUUGGCUAUGCAACGAUGGUGUUGCUUUGAAAUUACAGGAAGAACUCAAGGAAAUGUUGAAAUUAUUGAGUGAGGUUGUCGAUUAUUUUGGCAAUUACAGCAGCGUUGAUCACUGUCGUAUCACUUAUUUACAUUUAAUCACAAUUGUCACGAAACUAUUGAGUAAUAUCGUUCCACUUGAAUUGGCCGACGUUAUUUUACCAAAAGAAUUGAAAUUAACAAUUUGCGUCGCCUGCAUGGACGCGUCUAUUUAUUUGAUGUAUCCUUCGUUGCAUGUUUUGUUGCAAGAUUACGCGAGGCAAUUUUGUGGCAAUGAAGAAGUGGAGUGCGUUAAAUUAUUGGACGAAACUCGACAAAUUAUCAAGUCAAUGAAGGCCGCAUUGUUGUUGUUAAAAAAUUCUCCCGAUGAGAGAAAUGCAGAAACUCUAAAAAUGAUAUACGCCUCAAAAUUGAGUCUUUCCUAUCACAAGAAUUUGAGACUCAUUAAAGUCAUUGUUUCCUUUCUACAACGAAUAAAAGAAUAUAAACUCGAUUCGGAGGAGCGGAAAAUUGUGACAAAAUUAACGGCUGGCUUAUUUGCUUACGGAGAUUUGGAAAUUCAAUGCGCCAUGUACGAAGAAUGCCACUCGACUGUUGUCUCAAUUUUAGGCGUAGAAUUCACAAGAGACAAACGAUCUUGGGAGAUUUUGGGGUUUUUAUUCGAACCAACAAUCGUGACAGAAAUAAUUUGUCACGGUGUAACGCACGAAAAUAAAAAGAUCAGAAACAUGGCAGAGGAAAUGUUGCUGUACAUUUUAAAGGGAAAAAUACAAAUUGGUGAGACAGGUUGGAUGAAAAUUUUAGAAUCCAUCCUUCCUGUUCUGCCUCUUUUGCAAUGUUUCUCAAACACUGAUUCCUCGCUCGGACAAUGUGUUUUAAAAAUGCUCGAUCCCGAUGUUUCCAAUGAUAUUCAACUUCCUUAUAUUGAGGUUUUAAAGGGAAAUUUGAGACUUCUUUUUGCUUCUGAUCCAGAAGUAAGGGAGGAGGCAGUUUGUCGAUUAAUUUGGUUGCUUGGUAAAGAAAAUGGUUCCAUGCAAAAAUUACCGAAAUUAUCAUCUUUGCAUGGAUUGCCAUUGAAUUCUCUUUGUAUUUUCGAACGGAUUGUUCCCUUCAAACGACCCGAUGGCAGUUAUCAAAGAAGCAGUUUAUUUUCUGUUCUUGAAAUGCUAAAAACUUCAAAUGUUGAGCCAAAAAUAAGAAAAUCGGCUUUAAUUCAAGUCAGUGUUAUGAUGACCGAUGUUUCUUUACACAAACUUUUCGUCGCCGAGAAUGGUCUACAAAUAAUAUUGGAGAUAUUUUCAAGUGCUUUGGUCGAAAAGGAUUAUUACAAUUAUCCAGAUUCUGUGAUACCAAUUCUGACAAUUUUACGAUUAAUUUGCGCCUCUGAAUCUUCAAUUCGUCGUGAAUUAUCGACUAGAAUUGAUUUGUAUUUCAAUAUCCUUCGAAGUUUAUUUCUCUUUCCCAAUAACGAAUCAGUGAAAAUUGACGCAUCUCAACUUUUGUGUCUUCUCAUCUACAAUGAAUUUAUUAUAAGAUUGGGCGAAAAGUACAUCGAUAAAAAUAAUCCACUGAAUAUUUCUCUGCCUCAUUUAAUAGCAAAGCAAAUGAAACUUCCAUUUUUGUGUAAAAAUCAUUGGAAGUCGAGUGUUCAUCGAAGAUCUGAUGUCGCUGUUCUUCAUGGCAGCAAUAAUUUGGCGAUCAGUUUCGUGCGAAUAUUCUGGGCCUGGGAAUAUAAUGGAGGGAGGAAAAUCUUAUGGAAAUCAUGGGAGGACGUGAACGAUCGCGAUAUUGCGGAAAAAUUAAUGAUUCGCGAAUUUGAAUUCACAUCAUUGCAAUUUAGUUGCGCAUUUUUUCAAUCUCAACAACAAUUGCGUAAUAUUCAAAAUUCCACAACUCACGACGGAGUUUCCUCUGCACUCGAUUAUUUAACAAUGUACAUGAGAUUGUAUCACAUGAUGACUUACGAAAAUUUAGAAGACAUCAGCGAAUUAUCCUGGGGACAGUCGUUCGAACGUUUUCUACUUUCCCACCCAUCGAGUCGUGAGGAUUGCGAACUAUUUGUGAAUGUUUUAAAUUUCCUCUACGUCUACGUUAAUCAAAUUAAAAAUGGAAAAACUGGAUGGUUAUGUAAAAUAAUGAAGAAUAUGACAAAAUCAUUGUCUGAUUUAUUGAGGAGUUUAGACACUGCCAAUCAAGAUGUUCAUCAAUCUGUUUUACGAUUAGCGAGAUCGUGUUCGGCGAGCGAGGAAUAUGCAAUUGAGGAGGAUGAAUCACAGGACUCGUGGAUUAAUUUCAUUGAACUUGUCGUUUCUAAUUUGUGUUUUGGCGAUCAACAGCAUUUUUACAAUUUGGCUUAUCUCGAUUGGCUUUUGACUUGUUUAACGUAUUUAAUUGGCAAAUGCCAGUGGCACGGUCAUAAGAAAGUUCUCAUAAAUCUCGGAAAUGCACUAAUUGAACUUAUCAUUUCAUUCCAUGGUGCGGGGACUGUCAGUUUUAUGGGACUCUCGAUUACCAGAAAUUCGAUAAUUUGCCUCAAUCAUUUACUGCAUCAGAUGCAAAUUAAUUUGACGAAAAGUUCUUGGACGACUUUUUGGUAUGAGGAGGGAAGAUCAUUGAGUUGGUUGCCAAUGUUGUGGAAAAAUAGAGAUCCAUUAGUGCGCGCGUCAGCAUUUCAAUUACUCGCUGGUUUAAUUAGUGGAAUGCAUACAGCUUCGCAACUUUUAAAUGCCGUUGUUCUUGCUCCAAGUGAAUUAUGUCAUUCUCUCAUUUAUUGCAUAACAAAUCAAAAAGAAUGCUGCAUCGUUAAAGAGGAAGCGUGCAUUGCAUUGAGUAAUUUGAUUAAAAAUUGCAAUACCUCCGCUUAUCAAUAUGUGGAUUCUUUAAAACCAAACGCGAUAAUUAUUUACAUUGAGCAAAGUAAUUUUUACUAUGAAAUAAGUGCUCUCUGCUCAAAUUGCUACGUUCGCUCUUCUUUAGAUCCUGAAUCGUUAAAUUUUGAAGAAAAUGAAAAUGAAAUUUCAAAAACUCAAUCGGCCGAAACUUCGAGUAUUUCAUUGGUACCGAGAGCCAUUUCCUAUCUCUAUAAUUGUCCAGAAGAUCUACAAAUUCUUUCUUUGAAAGACUCGGAAAUAAUGGAAGAAGAGAAUUAUCCUCACUUUGUGGCAACACCGUCUCUAAUUUCUUCUCUUUGCAAUUUAUUAAAUAGUUUAAUAAUUGUUGGAGAACAUGAAGUAAUACAACAAAUUUACGAACAUUCAAUGGACAAGUAUUUAUUCAGUUGCUUUAAGGAAAUUCCGCAAAAUAUCGAAUGUAAAAAAAGUUUGGAAAAUUAUUGCGAUAUUUUGGAAAUGUACACGAGUCUUUGUACAGUUUUGACGAAUUGCAUCACUCACAGCAAUGAAUUUGCAUCGGUUGUUUCAUAUUCACCAGAUUCGAUUUAUUUGCUCCUCUCAUUUCUCGACAAGAAACUUUAUUACACAGUAAGUCCAAGAUUAAUUUAUCUACGAAAUCGAUUUUGGAUAGAAGUCUACAAUUUCCUCGCCGUUCUCUCCCUCACCGAAAAUCAACAUCUCGAAACAAUACAAACGGCAUUAGAAUUAUAUAAUCCGGAAAUAAUUAUCAAUUCAAUUUACGAGGCAAUGAAAAAUUCAGCGUCAGAAUUGCAAAUGAGUGCAAUUGGAUGUCUCGCAUUUUUAUUGUCGCAAGAAUUACAGAAAGACAUUAAAAAGGGGAGUUUCUCAUUGAAGGAUGUACUUGACACAAGUAACACGUCAUUGGCAAUUAAAAACAAUGAUAAUUACACAAUGCAACAAGUUUUAUCCAAUGUCAAUAAACUUUCGAUAAGAAAUUCAAAUUUACACGGUAGAAAAUCGAAUGAAGAGGAAAAAAUUCCAAUCGGCAAUAAUAAAACUAUGACAAUUGGUUCUGAAAUAUGUAAAAUACUUUUACAUUUAUUUAUUGCGCACAGCUAUGCAAAAACAAAGAAGGCCGAUAAACAAUCAAGGGACAAGGAUCUCAUUGUUGGAGCACUGACGAAUUUACUCUGCGUUUCGGAUGAGGCAAAAAAUGUCGCAAUUGAGGAAAAUUUACUCGAAACUUCCCUCAUGAUGCUUAAGGAAUUGUACGUGAAACUUAAUCUUCAACCGUUUGAAUUGUACAGAAGUCAGACUGAUCGUGAAAAGAAGGUUCAUCCUCUUUUACAUGAAGUGAAUGCUAUUUUUGUAUUAUUAAUGAAUUUCAUGUACAAGAGCAUUCAGGUUAAGGAAAUAUUCGCGAAAGCUGGUUUAGCUGACGUUUUACAUAAAUUAUGGGCCUGGAUUGCUCUACACAAAAGCGUUUUAAUAUCAGGCUUGAAACUGAUUGCUACUUUUACUACCGAUUGCCCUGAAGCCGCUCAAUCUUUGCCAUUGACGACGACAUUACCGGGAACGGGACUUCGAAAAACGCCAAAUACCGUUGCUUUGAUUCAUGUUAUCAUUCAUUUGGUUUGCAAGGAAAUUGAAAAGGCAGGUCAAUUGUUUGAGAACGAAAAAUUGCAUUUUGCUUUUCAUGCGCUGAGAAAUUCGGUUCACAAUCACGAGUGUCGAGUUGCGAUUUCAAAGAGCAACCUUUUGCAAUUUUUCAUGAAAAUUCAUCCGGCGAGUACAAAAAGAGUGAAACCGUGGCCUUUAGUUGAAAUCUACUGUCUUGAAUUUCUUAUUGACUUUACAUAUUACGAGGAAGGACAAUUGAGUGUUUCGAAAGCUGUUGAUGGUUUGGAUGUUCUUAUACAAUUGGCACGAUGUUCCACUCCCUCGACACGGAUUUUAUCAUUGUCAACCCUCAGAAAUGUGGCGUUUAAUGUAACGAAUCGACCACGACUUUUAACAUCAGUCGACUUUAUAAAUCUCCUUCACACAACAUUCAAAACUGGCUCAACUGCCGAAAUUGGAGUCGUUGGCUCAAUGCUAUGGUCCCUAAUUAGUAACAAUCAAAAGGGAAAAUUGAUAGCUCGAAGUACGGGAUUCGCUCAGAGUAUUCAGGAAGUACUCGGCAAAUUAACACUGAUAACAGUGCCUGAAGAAAAUCAAGAGAAAGAUUUAAUAAAAAUGCUACAGUACAUAAUACAGAUUUUAAGUCCCGGCGAAAAUAAAAACGAUCCCAGCUAAUACAUUUUUUGCCCACAGAGAAACGAAUCAAAAAAAAAUUUCCAAUACAUAUGUAUUAAAAUUUUUUAAAGAUUUUAAAAAAAUUUUCAAUACUUAUGUAUUAAAAAUUUCUUUUUCUGUAAAUACAUUUCUGUACUCAGGUUCAAGUUUAAAUUAUUCUACGAUGCCUUAAUUAUUGUGAAACGAAAUGAAAAUGAGAAAAUAUUAAGAAAAAGGGUGCGAUUGUACUUUUUCUAUCUAUUAAUUGACUUUACGAUAGUUGUGAGUGCAAAAGAAAAUGUCAAAUGAUUUUUUUAAACGAACGUGAAAAUGUGAAAUUAUAUUUUGAUGAUGGAUGUUAAAUUUUAGAUAGUAACGAAUUUUAAAAGAGCGACUGAUUAUUUUUUAAACUAUUUUAUAAUUAAUUAACGCUUGUAUUUUAAUACAAAACAUUUUUUUAAUAUUUAAAAUAAUAAAAUGCGAAAAUUCAGCAAAC